This is a messenger RNA of Prorocentrum cordatum, 486 nucleotides long. The record is from the annotation of a GenBank genome assembly. NCBI's taxonomy places the organism in Eukaryota, Dinophyceae, Prorocentrales, Prorocentraceae.
AUGGAGCAGGAGAUCCCGCCGGGGUAUGUCCCAGGCGGCCUUUUCGCCAAGAAGGUGGGCGAGAAGAUUACGACCCCGAACGGUGUCAUCUACGAGCCCAUCGAGCUGGGCACCGAUGGCAACUCCAACCGCGACGGGCCCCCGAGGUCAGGUGCAAACCUCGAGGUCAGGUUCGUGGGGCGGCUUAACGGCUUCGACGGCCCCAUCUUCGACUCCACGUACUUGCGCGGGCAGCGCAAGCCGAACAAGGCGGACUUCAUUGAGGCGAGGAUCAACGUGGACCCCGGCGUCCACAAGGGGAUGUGCGAGGCGCUGAAGCUGAUGAAGGUGGGCGGCAAGGGGCGGGCCAUCAUCCCGGGCGCCCUGAGCUACAGCGAGGGCAAGACCGACUACGAGGGCGACGAGGACGGCGAGUACAAGGGGAAGGUGAAGGCGGACCAGACCUUAUACUACGAGGUGGAGCUCGUCCGCAUCAUCAAGCCGUGA